AUGGGUUGUGUAUCAAGUAAAGAUUAGCCCCAAUAAUAAUUCAAUAUCAAAUUACCAGAUUCAAGUACAUUGCUAUUACAUUAAUUUAGUCAAUCAAACAACACUUUAGACAGAUUUAGAUUUAUCUGACUCUUAAGAUUAUUAUUUACAAAUUGGAAUGAACUUAAGCAGUAUAGGAGAGCUUCAUCCUAAAGUUUAACUAGUGCAUUAAGAAUUGGGAGAUUUAUUCCCAAAUCUAUAGGGCCAGUAUAUCAUGAUGCCGGAUCAGAGUAUAUUUUUUGGAUAAACACUAAAUGGAAAGAGAAAUGGUUAAGGAAAAUAGCACUGGUAGAAAGAAGGAAACUUUUUAGAAGGGUAAAAUCUAUAUUCUAAUAUUUAAAGGACUUGGAUCGAUAAUCAACUAAAUGGAAGAGCUAGGAUGAUUUAUCCAAAUGGGGAUUAGUAUUAUAAACAAUUUAUAUUUGUUUAGUUUUGAUGGGAAUUUUGUCAAUAAUAUAGCUAAUGGUAUAGGCAAAUUUGUGAAUUCUCGUAAAGAAGUGAGAGGAUUUUGGCUUAAUAAUAAAUUGAUUGGAGAAGGUACAGAAAUAAGAAAAAAUGGAACAAUUUAUGUGGGACAAUUUUAAGAUGGCAAAAUUCAUGGUUAAGGCAAAUUUGAAUUCGCUAAUGGAUGUGUAUAUAAGGGUAAUGUGUAUAAGGGAAAGAUGCAUGGCAAUGGAGAACUUAUUUUUAAUGACAAUACUAGAUAUGUUGGUGAAUUCAGAAACAAUUGCAUAUAAGGAAGUGGAAUUUAUGAAGCCAGUAUUCCUAUUUAAGGUUGGGUAAGAAUAUAAAUUUAAAUUUAAGUUUCAUUCAAAAUAUGAACAUUAAACUAUAUUUCUGUAUUUUUUCAGAUAAGAAACACCAGUCUUAAUUGAUAACCAAGAUUGUGCUCUAAUUUAAAAAUAAUUAAGUACAUUUUUUGAUUGA
This is a messenger RNA of Paramecium primaurelia, 966 nucleotides long. NCBI's taxonomy places the organism in Eukaryota, Ciliophora, Oligohymenophorea, Peniculida, Parameciidae. The record is from the annotation of a GenBank genome assembly.